AUUGCACAUCUUCGGAAGAGACAGUACGAUUCGCCCUGGAUGGCUGACGGUGGGGCCUGAACUGACCAAUAGCAACUUCAACGCCGAUUUGUAUGCCAGCUACUUUGCAAAUGGCCAAGUGACUACAGGCUGCACAGAGCGCAUAGAAGCCCUUCGCCCGAAGUCGCCCCCUCCGAAGGGCAAGGGAGCAUCCGGAGGACGAGGAAGGGGAGGCGCAUCCCGUGGAGGGUUUUCCCGAGGGCGGGGGCGGGGCAGAUAAUUUUUCUUUAGGCAUUAGGCCUUAGGCCGUUGAUUCAGUGCAAUAUGCAGUUUUAUAGGUUCACGAAACCUCUCUGAGACACGAAACCUCUCUGUUGGUCACAAGUUGAAUAUGGUCACAUGUUGAAUAUGGUCACAAAGCAGAUUCUGAAUUUGCGUCUUUUUAACAUUAUAUUUUUAAUUUUUUUAGAUUGUCAGAAGUAAGUAUUUCAUUAAUGAAGUUUCUUCUGGGGUUUCCUUAUUUUAUUGCUUCUGUGAUUCUAUUCUUGUUUUAUAAUAUAUCUUGACGUGUUAACAAUCUGUGACCAGAUUGAAAGGCAAUUUUUCCAAAUGACAUUUUCCGAGGUCUUGCUGACUUUUCUUUGAAGGGUAUUCAGUUGUUAUUUCUUAUUGAGAUGAACUGAUAUGACUGUAAAUGUUGAAAUCGGUUACCCUUCGGCUUUUCCUUGUGUUACAAAUUGUUUUACUUUAAUUAAUUAGACAUUUCUUGUGAACUUAUUAUUGUAAUGCACCUAAACUCAGCAUUGUGAAAUAUAACUGAAUUGAUAUUGUUGAAUUGAACUGUCUAUAUACAGAGGAUACUUCCACCAUAAUUUGUUUCUUCUUCAAAGCUAAACUGUGACAUCUGAAACACAUGCUUUCCUACUGAUCAGAUUUCAUAUAAUUCAAAGAUUUUUUCUUUACCUAUUGUUUAAUAGUUUUAUUGUAACCAGAAGGCAUUCAUUUCUGAAAGUAUGGUUCUUAUUUAUUUCAAAAGAAGUAACUGCUAUUUUUCCUACUGACUAAUGCAGCAAGGAUGUGCAAUAAAUGUUUUAAAUGACUUCUUAGAAGGGGCUAAUGGAACCAGUGAGUGGAAACUGAUGAUUACCCACAAUUAACUUCAAGAAUGCUGUUGAAAAACUAGCCAAAAACAAGAUGGUCAUAUAUUUAGGAGAGCAUUUACAGAAAUGAUAAUAUUUUUUCAAUUUUCUGUCUAUUCUUACUUAUAAAAUUGUGUACAAUUCCUCUAGAAUGUAAACUUGAAACCCUAUGCUCAAUACGAUCUUAGAUUAUAAUAUAAUAUUAUAUAAUAUAUAUUAUUAUAUUAUAACUUUCACAGAAUUUAAGUUACAUUGUAUUAUUUCUUGUGUUCCUGUGAUGAUAAUACUCUAAUUUCACCAUUUAGGGUAAUGAGCCAGUAUAGCUUCUGUAAUGUAAUGAAUAAGGAAAUAACCUUUAUUCAUUGUAAUGAAGAUAUGAAUGUUCACAAGCAUUAGUUUUUAUUUCAUCCCAGGUUUUGUUCCUAAUUUUGUUAAUCAUUUGGUUGAAAUAUAUGAAACCAAUGCUUUCUAAAUUUAAACACUGAAUGAAGUUAUGGGUUUGAAAAUCAGUCCUUCCUGUUUGAGGAGUUUCUGUGGACAAGAACUGUAUGUUUGAUGUAUUGAAUAAAGGCCUGUUUUAUUGGAAAGAAGUAUUGACUUGAAAUAAAAUCAUGAAUUUAUGAAGGAAGAGUUGCUAUCAUUUAGAGAGAAUCUAAUAUUUUUCUGAUCAUUGCCUCAAUAAUUUUUCAUUGUUGUAUCAUGAAAUAGUGGAGUUUGUAAUAUUUUAAAUAUUGCAGGUAAUAUUUUAAAUAUUAAAGUGAUCUGACAGUGUUAUGUGUGAUGCACAUCAGAAGUUGUUGAAAAACAUGUGAGUUUAAAUAAAUACAAAAUAAAUAAA
Messenger RNA from Gryllus bimaculatus (two-spotted cricket), 1956 nucleotides. The record is from the annotation of a GenBank genome assembly. Lineage: Eukaryota; Metazoa; Arthropoda; Insecta; Orthoptera; Gryllidae.